AUGGAGCAACUCCGUAAGAUCGUCAUAAAGAGUUGUGGUGUAGAGGAGAUUGAGAUCGGGAGGGUAUCAUACGACACGUUUCUGAUAAAGCCGACACUAAAGAACCUCUCAAGUGUGAUUAUAACUGGCUGCGAUGGCCUUAAGGAUCUGACGUGGCUGUUGUUUGUUCCAAAGCUUGCUCACCUUAAGCUUCAAAGGUUAGAUGAGGUAGAAGAGAUCAUAAGCGAGAAGAGAACGACAGGUGAGCAAAACGCUGGAAGAACAAAGACUCCGUUUGAUAAACUUGAAAGGCUUGAAUUGAGUAACUUACCGAUGUUGAGGAGCAUAUACAGGACUCCUCUGCUCUUCCCUUGUCUAAAGAAGAUUGGUGUUGAAAGGUGUCCAACACUGAGAAAGCUUCCACUCAGUUCUGGAAGUUGUCUUGGUGGUGAUGAACUUGUCAUCAGUUACAGUGAUGAUGAAUGGAUAGAAAGGGUUCAAUGGGAAGAUAAAGCCACUGAAGAACGUUUCUUGCUUUGCUGUGAAAAGGUAUGGAGUUUUCCAUAA
Messenger RNA from Brassica napus (rape), 546 nucleotides. Its product is annotated as probable disease resistance protein At1g12290. The coding region runs from base 1 to 546 and encodes 181 amino acids. The transcript has a single exon. The record is from RefSeq and is a predicted model, not a curated record. Lineage: Eukaryota; Viridiplantae; Streptophyta; Magnoliopsida; Brassicales; Brassicaceae.